This is a messenger RNA of Plasmodium coatneyi, 7125 nucleotides long. RefSeq names its product Protein kinase. The record is from RefSeq and is a predicted model, not a curated record. Gene Ontology annotation, molecular function: ATP binding; protein kinase activity. Gene Ontology annotation, biological process: protein phosphorylation. The transcript is spliced from 2 exons. The coding region runs from base 1 to 7125 and encodes 2374 amino acids. NCBI's taxonomy places the organism in Eukaryota, Apicomplexa, Aconoidasida, Haemosporida, Plasmodiidae.
AUGAGUUAUUACAAUUAUUUGAAAAAAAAAAGUCAACCUAAUGAUGAUGAUGAGAGAUAUGAUCAUGUGGAAAUGGUACCAAGGGAGAAUUCCAGUUAUCAGAAUGAGGGCGUUCGAAAUAGUCUAUAUUAUCCGCAUGGCCGUGGCCACGUCGACAGGGAGAAGGUAAUGAAAGGUCAAUGUUCGCCCGUUGAAGCCAGGAGGAACAAACUUAGCAAAGAAAUUGCCGAGAAUUAUAUACUUAAAAAGAAAAUAAAUGAAACAAUUUUAAGCAACAUAAAAAAUAUUUUCGAGAAAAUGAUAAGCAUAGAACGGUUGACAAACAUGGACAAUUAUAAAAGUAUGAAAAAUAAAAUUGAACGUUAUAACCAUAUGCAUCAGAAGGGAAGAGCGAAUGGGAUCAUCCGUCUGCAUAGCAGGAGUCCUUCGCCCAGGGAGGAAGAGUUAUUAUGCACUUCCACGACCCCAAAUGGAAGGAGUACCUCAUUGUAUGAAGAUGACGAGAAUAACGAUAUGUUCAAAUCUGUCUGUGAAUCAGCUCCAGACAGCUAUUGCAGUUGUAGUAGCAGCUGCGAAUAUUCACACAAGGGGAGCACAUAUGGGAGUAGUAACUCAUAUGACCCCAAUUUAUAUGAAGACGAAAGGUACCCUUAUACCGUCAGUGAUAUUCGCGGGCGUCCGUCCCGUUUGAGAAGAGACAACUACAGGAUACCGAAAUGGCGUGAUAAAGUGAAAAACUGGGAGGAGUCCAAAAGUGAAUGCGGGGAUGACUGGCUUUUUCAUCCCUUUGCGUAUGAUGUUUCUCCCUCAGGUAAGAGGAGGACUAUUUUGAAAAGGAUGCUGAGGGAAGAAGUUAACAGUGAGUCAUUUAAUGGGGAUAUCCCCAAUAGCGAAAUGGGGAACACGCACGAAAAUAUAAUUGUAAGUAAAAACGGUAAUGUGGACCCCCCUAGCGAUCAUCCCACUGGGGGUAAACCAGGCCAUUUCGAUGCAGCCCAAUCGAAGCACCCAUCUGCGGGGGAAAAAGAGAAGGCUGAAUUUAUUAUGUGUAAAAAGGACGAAGAGGUUACCUCCCCGUUUAGCAAUCAAAAAAGUCAACAACCCACUAGCAUUGAAACGGUGCCCGAGGAAAAUGAUAUAAUCAUUGUAAAGGAUGAGCAGUCAAACAAUCGUAUGAAUGUCUUCCCCUCGAGUAACAAUUUGGAAAAUAAAAAUAUCCUAUUCCCGUAUGAACAGCAGGGACACAUAAGCAGCAACGAAAGUAAUAUAACAAAAUAUGAAAGAGAUAAAUAUUUUUAUGGCCAGUACAAAUAUGACGAGACCAUAUUUAUCUACGACUUGAUAGUCCUUGAUACCUCUGGUUUUUUAUACAAAGUUUCCACUGAUGGGACAUACUACUGGAAACAUAAGGUAGUGAAAAAUAUCCAGGACCACAUAAACCUUGAUGAGGACAAAAAGGGGAAGAAUGCAUACAAGUCGAUUAGGAAUGAAUCGACGCAUCAUCUCCCUUAUAAGGAUGUCCUAGCAAAAAAUAAACACAACAAAAAUGAUGAUUUAAAACGGAGAGCAAUGAAGAAACUACAUUACAAAAAAUUUUUCGAUCUGAGAAAAAUAAGUUUAUCCAGAAAUGACGAAUUUAAAGGGGAUGAAAAUGUUAUGCAAGAUGGCACCAAACAAAGUGGGAAGAAAAAAAAUUACGAUGAAGAAAAAUUGAAGAGAAAUAAAAAUAUAACAAAAAGGUUGCUUUCAAAUUAUAGCGGAGAUUUAUUUUACAUUAAUGAGAAUAAUGAAGCCAUGCCACUAAACAUUAACAUCAAGGAUGUCGUCAACAAUUCCCCCUUCAAGUCACCUCUUUUUCCUAAUGUCGUUUUUAUGGGUUCCAGACACUCCAGCAUCGUUAAUUUGGAUUAUGACACAGGGGAGGUCAUAAAAAAGUAUGAUGAAAGUUUGGAAAAUCAUCUCGUAAAAGAAGAGAAGAAAACGCUACCAAACAGGAACAGGGAGUUUGUAAAGAGUAACUCCACCAGAAGGCAAGAUGAACUACUGCAGGGUGAGCAUGCGAUCGAGGGGGAUGAUGUGCACGCAAACGCUAACGAUGAUUAUGAUGGCGAUCAGGACGAUGACCUUGAUCAUGAUGAGCAUGGUGAUGACCCUGGCUACGCCGAACGCAGCGCAAGCGGGGAGGAAGUCCCCCCGGGUGAAUACCAAAAUGACGCCAUAAAGGACGAAGCAGUAGUAGGAACGGAACGCCAUAACAAUAGCAUCAUCAACCUUAACCAUGGGGGCAAAAUCAAUAAGCCAUUUUCUGAUCAUGAGGAAGGCAACAAACUGCUGAACUCAGCCGAUGCACAAAAUGAAUACUUCGGCGAAAACGAUUUUUACAGAUACACAUCGAAAAGUAAGUAUAGCAUUGCUGACAAGCAUGAUGAGAGAAAAAUGGACGAAAAGGAGAAAUACACCUUGAAGGUUCUUCGAAACAACCUACGGGAAAGGAAAAAGGUUCUAAUUAAGAAACUGCUCAUGAGUUUGAACAGAACCAGUUCGCUAAGUAGAUAUCCUCAUAAUAUUAAGUGGAUUAUAAAAGCUGUGGAUGAAAAGUCGCUGAAACAAAAAUGGAUAACAACAUGGGUUGACGUUGGAUCUAUUUUCAUAACGGACAGUCACAGGCAAGAUUCGACGUUCAUCAAUUCGCUUAUCGAAAUUGUGGGGAACAAGCUGAUAUUGCGGCCCCAGGAAAUGGACAAAAUGAUCAAGGCGUAUGGCAUUGGGAAGAACGUGCAUAAUGAACCCGUGGAAGGGGUGGACUUCCUGGAGAGGAAUGGUGACGAGAGGGUGGAGAGCGCUAUGCCGAUAGAUGAUAUGGCCGAUGAGAUUCCUCAUCAUAGAUCCGAUGAACCAAUCGAUCGCCGAAGCAGAGCUCGGAAGCGAAUGAACCAAGAGGGCUCAAAUGUAAAGUCGAAAAUUUUUAUUUUCUCCGAGGCGGUGUCCUCCGUUUUUGCGCUCAGGUAUAAGCGUGCAUCGAACAUUUUCACCCUAGACGUGAUAAUGAAGCAGAAUAGCAAAAUGUUCCCAGGUUAUGAUAAUGUAAAGGGUUUCAACUAUAAUGCCUUAAAUUUUAAGAAGGAAAACACGCUCCUUCUACCGUUUUCGUCUAGUGAUUUUGCAAAGAACAAUGAUGAAAAAACAUUUUGCAAUUUUGAUGAAAAUAUAAAUUAUGGGAAGAAAUUAUUGCACAGAUUGAAUAACAUAUCGGUGAGCAUAACUUCCAUCGAAAGGGACAUACGGUACCUUCUCUCCAACAUAAUUUUUGUGUAUGAUAGGAAUAAGAAGAUACCCAUAAAUUAUAUAUACAAGAUGAAGGGGUUGAUACGCGAGUAUCAGAAGACGAAGGAGCAGUUUCUGUUCUAUUUACCCGGCGUAGAUCGUACCAAGCACUUGAGCUAUUCGCAUUACAGUGACGCACAUGGGGGACGGUACAGCGGUGGUCAUAUAGGCGGGCAUGGUAGCAUUCUUAGUGACAGUUUUAGCGGCGGCCUUAGUGGGAACCUAGGUCGAAGUCAUGGGCCCAUCCACGCAGCGGCGGGGCGACCCAUCCACAUUUGUGAAUACAUAAAUAAAUUUAUCGACAUGUAUUUUGAAGAAAACGAAAUAUGCUUCGACUACUGUUCCAUGCUGAACAUAUGGGACAAGAUAUUUAACAACUACGUCAGUCAGGACGAUUGCCUGUUAUUGUCUAACCUGUACAGAGUAAUACAAAACGCAUUCGCAUAUAACCACCGAGAUUUUAACCUCCCAAAUGACGAUGUAGAGUACAUGAUAGCGGAUAAUGCAAAUUUUCUCGUAAAAAGGAGAAAAAAAAACUUUUACUAUUCACGGAACCAAGAGCUGAAGGAAGUGUCAACGUUGAAGUACAAGAAGGGAUGGUACUGGAGCAUGUUCUAUGCAAUCAUGCUCAUAUUUGUAGUUCCCUUUGUGUUCAUAUACAGAAUAUUUAGGAAAAAAAAAAACAACAACACUAGCAGCAGUAAGGUAAUUAUGAAAAAGAAAAAGUUGAAAGAUUAUGAUGACUAUGCGAGGGAUAAGGAUUUGCUAAAGUUAAGAUACCGCCUUCUACAUGACGAGCGUUUAAGGCUGAAAAAAUCCUUAGGGCAAAAUAGUUAUGACGAUUUAGCACAAAUCGAAUUAAACAUUAAUAUGAAAAGGGAGAUAGCCAGUAAGUUGAAAGAGCUGGAGCAGGAACCAACCCUAAUAGACAUUUUAGCGAAACAUGCUAGAGACUCCGACAGUGAUAGUAAAUUUUAUGACAUCAAUGAAGGGAUGUAUAACUUACGUUCGCAGAGCUACUGGGGUGGAUUCUCAAAAUAUAGUUUGCCCAACAUGUCCACCAAGAAUCCGGGCAGAAGCAAAUCGAGGGAAACCAUAAAAUCAGAUACCAUCGGAAGGAAUAUGUUUUAUAUGCAUAGAAGAAGAGCUGCAUCGCAGGACGUUUCUGAUAAACAGUCUAUCAUAGUAAAAAAAAGGGUUAGAAGCGGCUAUAAGUGGGGGAACAAGUAUCACAAGAAGAACUACACCGAUAAUGAGAAAGACAAAAAAUAUAACCACAUGAAGGAAAAACACAUAAACAAAAAAGACUUCGAUAAGAGUGAUUUUAUAAAUUUCCUUACCAACUUUAAUAAAAAAUUUAUGAAGAAAAACUCUCUAGUAGAUCAUCUCCUCAAGAUGAACAAAACGGCAGCAGUGGACCCCAAAACGGACGAGCAUACCAACCGUAAGAGCAGUAACGAGUACCUCACACAUUCGGACCAUUCAAACAAGGAUGAAAAUAGCCCCGCUGAGCAUAUGAACAGUGCGGGGAAAAAAACAGCAGCGAAGAAACAUCUCAUUGAAGAGAAUAAAACAAACGAUGAGAAAAGAAACAGAAGCAAAUACGCCAAGCAUGCCGAUAAUGACAAUGGCUAUCCUAUCAACACACAUAAGCAGAGCACCACGAUGAAAACCAAAUCGGACAACCUUCCAAAUAAUAAUGAAAUCAUAAAUAAUAAAAGUUCCAGUGCACGAAAUUUAUCUAUAAUUCAAAGAUCGCACAUUCCGUAUGAUGCUCCACUGGCGGAUUUUCUAGAAAAUGGAAGAUUUAUGAGAACAUUCGAAAAUAUUUCUCUCAUUGGUCAGGGUGGAUUUGGCUCCGUGUACAAAGUAUCGCAUCGUCUCGAACCAGGGUCCCCAACCUAUGCUGUAAAAUUUAUUUACUUAAAAGUGAGUUCGUUGGAUAAUGUGAGCUCCAGAAGGUACUUUCGCGAAAUUGCAGCUAAUAGAGAUAUCUACAGUAAGCAUGUUGUCAGGUACUACACCUGGUGGUGUGAAGAGCCGCAGUUUCUCCCCAUGCAUGUGAUGCCCAAGGAAAUACAAAACUUAGUUAAGAAAAACAAAGAUUCUUUUAAAAAAAUGUACGAUAAAAAUAAAAAAAGCGAUAGUCUUCUUAGCUAUGAAAAAUUAUCAUCUUGGGAAAGAAAAAAAAGCGAUUUGAAAAAUUUUAAAAAAGUUAUUAAGAAGAAGAAUGAACGGAGCUUAACCUUUUACAGUGACAAUGAUGGACUGAAUUCAAAAAGAAAUGAGAACGGGGGUAGAAAAAGAUUCCUUAGCGACAAAAACUUUUCUGAUAGUAUCUACACCAAUACCAAUGCUAAGAAUAAGAAGAAAAAGAAAAAGAAGAAGAAAAAAAUUAUAUACAGAGAAAAACAAAAUGAGGAUCGGAAGGGACGAAAUGAGAGGCGUUCCACUGCGCAGGACAAGUUCAACCCCGCCUCUUUCAACUCAAGUUUUCAAGAAUACGAUCCGUUUGGCUGUGGCUAUCUAAGUGAGGAAGAUAGAGACUUGGUAGUUUUCGCAGACAAUGACGAACCGAGCGUUCACAUUGAGGAGGUAGAUCCGGAGGGGGAGACAUCUCACCAUAGCACUCGUACGAAUAACGCGCUGAAUCAUAAGGAUGCACAGUCCGACAAGCACCAAGUGGGUGUACCUGCAAGUGCUCAGGUCGUAGAAGAAGAGGAAGGAAAGGAUGAAAAUGAAAAGAAUGAAGAAGAAUUAGCUAUUAAGGAAAACGCCGACAGAGUAAAAAGUUAUAAGAAAAAAAUUGUGGCGCCAGAAUUCUCCAUUGUACUGCUACUACAAAUGGAGCUCUGCAAGGGCUACACACUACGUAAGUGGCUAGAUAGAUCUACAAGAAGUGAUAAGCCUUUGCAUUUUACCUACCGAGAUAAAAAUAUGAACCACCCUCUAGAAUUUGAUUUGUUUAAGCAGCUAAUUAAAGGCUUGAAGGAUAUUCAUUCCACGUGCUUUAUCCACAGAGACUUAAAACCAGAAAAUAUUUUUGUGGAUCCAGAUACGUACACGUUAAAAAUUGGGGAUCUUGGAUUAGUGAGAUUUAUUGAAGAAAAAAAAAGGGAAAAGGAUUUAAACAAUAUAGACACCUUUAAGGAUAACAUAUACACGGAUGUUAACCAUAAUACCAUAACUAGCCAAAUUUCAUUGAAAGGACAAAUUAUAGGAACUCCAGGAUAUACCGCCCCAGAGGGAGGUGCUCUAUGUGAUGAAAAGGCAGACAUAUAUAGCGCUGCGCUAAUAUUACUAGAAUUGCUGUGCCCAAGAUUUAAUACGAUAAUGGAAAGAUACAAACGGUUAAAUGACUUUAGAAAUUACUAUGCCGUUCCGGAUUAUGUGAAAAUUCAUUUAAAUCCAUGGUACAUUUUGAUGCUACAAAUGUCCAAGCCAAACCCAGCGGACAGACCUUCGGCUGCAGACUUAUAUAGCAAAAUUAAGGUGCUAUUGGAUCCUCAUUUAACCGACUUUGCCUUCAGUUUCAAUGAUAUUAAUAAUGACGACUCGGGUUAUGUCCCUUCGGGGAUCGGCCCGAAGAGCCUCACCGCCGAUGGGGAUGGCAAGAACGACAAUGGAAACAAUUUAAACGGUUACAAAACCAAUACCAACGGCGCCAGCACCACCAAAACAGACAAAAUCCUCUUAAAUAGCGUGGACGAUAAAAAUUGUUUUAACAAAAACAGCGACAAUCUUAACGGUACAACUAUUCAGAACAAGGGAAGUUCGCUGAAUGGAACGAACCCCGAAUGA